This is a messenger RNA of Brugia malayi, 927 nucleotides long. It is a transcript of the gene Bma-mdt-4, whose product is annotated as Mediator protein 4, putative. The transcript has 6 exons. The coding region runs from base 1 to 927 and encodes 308 amino acids. Gene Ontology annotation, cellular component: core mediator complex; mediator complex. NCBI's taxonomy places the organism in Eukaryota, Metazoa, Nematoda, Chromadorea, Rhabditida, Onchocercidae. Gene Ontology annotation, biological process: regulation of transcription by RNA polymerase II. The record is from RefSeq and is a predicted model, not a curated record. Gene Ontology annotation, molecular function: transcription coregulator activity.
AUGGCUGAUAACUGCAGUCUGAAGGAACUUUUGCAAGAAAGUACGGAAGAUUUGGAAGCGACUAUUAAAAUGAUAGUUGCGUUUGUUCUGGACAGGGAUCGAAGCUGUGGGUCACUUACAUCUCUUUGUGAAUCAUUCCGCAAGAAACAUGCUGAAUUAGCGAAACUUCUUGCCAAAGUACCUGCUCAUCAGGAAAGAGAGAGAGAAAUCCGAAGAUUGGAAGCAGAAGUUGAAGCACGCGACCGAAUUCUUGGAGAUUUACAAAAUCAGUUAAUGGCUGCGGAAAAGCUUGUAACUAAAAUGGUUUUUCAGGCUGAUAAAAAGGUGAAGGAAAUGCGUCAAUCGGAAGCAAACAGGGUAAAUAGUGAAACGAUUAUUCGUUUCGCUAAUCAGAUCAGUAGAACAUACGCUGUCGCUGCGCCACUUGGUUGGCAACUUGGCGAUACGUCUCGACCAUAUCCUACCGAGGCGGAGUUGCGUUUAUCCGCGUUGGCAGCGCCACGUGUAAUAGUGCAAGCAGCCCCUCCGGCUUUAUCUUUGCUUCGUCAACCUGCAGCUAGUACUAGUGGAAUGUUACGUAGUGGACGUGGUGCUUCACCGAUGACAUCAUAUUCGGCAGCUAUGCAACAACAACAAAAAUCAUGGAGUCCACGUGGUACAUUUGUUCAGCAGUCCUCUUCAUCACCUCGAGGUAGAAGUGCAGGUGGCCGCGGUAGCAUUAUAUCUCCACGCAUUGGUGCCGCACCAGGUGCAGGUCUUUUGCAGCGACGUCCAUCCAUGACUGGAAGUAGUCCUCAUUUAUCUAGUCCCUCAUCAUCCUACCAAGGUCCCAUCAGAGGAGGUCUUCCACCACCAAUAAGCAAUGUUGAACAGAUGAGCUCUGACUCAAGCAGUAGUUCAAGUAGUGAUGAGGGUAGUCCCUCUUAA